Agrilus planipennis (emerald ash borer) is the source of this 2789-nucleotide messenger RNA. Its product is annotated as calpain-B. Gene Ontology annotation, cellular component: cytoplasm. NCBI's taxonomy places the organism in Eukaryota, Metazoa, Arthropoda, Insecta, Coleoptera, Buprestidae. Gene Ontology annotation, molecular function: calcium-dependent cysteine-type endopeptidase activity; calcium ion binding. The transcript is spliced from 15 exons. The record is from RefSeq and is a predicted model, not a curated record. Gene Ontology annotation, biological process: proteolysis. Bases 1 to 2556 code for a protein of 851 amino acids.
AUGGGACGAAGAUGGCCGUUGGCACUAACCUUUGGCGUGUCCGGUACAGCCUGUCUAAUUACGCUACCGAUUCAAUGGUUCAUGACUGAUUAUGAUGUCGUGGUGACAACUUUCGCAAUGAUCGGAAAAUUCACAAUCAGUGCAUCGAACGCUAUCGUACCCGUUUUCACCGCAGAGCUUUAUCCGACAGCGCUACGAAACGUUGGAGUGGGGGCUAGCAACGUUUCGGCCGGUGUAUCGUUAUUGCUCAUACCGUAUCUGUGGGAAUUGUUCGGCGAACAUGGAUCUGGAUUUAGUUCUAAGGGAGAAGUUCAAGAUUUUUACUCCCUUCGAGACCAGCAUGUCGAAAAUGGCACAUUGUUUGAAGAUCCCGAAUUUCCUGCAGAUGACUCUUCGUUGUUUUACAGCCAAAGACCCGAUAGAUAUUAUGAAUGGAAAAGGCCUGGAGAAAUUGUGGACAACCCCCAGCUGUUUGUGGAAGGUUAUUCGAGAUUUGACGUUCAACAAGGCGAAUUAGGGGACUGUUGGUUACUCGCAGCUGUCGCCAACAUUACUUUGUAUAGACGUUUGUUUUUCCAAAUUGUUCCUGAUGAUCAAGGAUUUGAUGAAAAAUAUGCGGGCAUAUUUCACUUUAGAUUUUGGCAGUACGGUAAAUGGAUAGAUGUGGUGAUAGACGACAGGCUUCCCACAUAUAGGGGUCAACUGAUUUAUCUUCACUCAACGGAAGAAAAUGAAUUUUGGAGUGCCUUAUUGGAAAAAGCAUAUGCCAAGUUGCAUGGUUCAUAUGAAGCCCUUAAGGGAGGUUCAACUUGUGAAGCUAUGGAAGAUUUCACUGGUGGUGUCACAGAAAUGUACGAGAUGGAAGCAACACCCCCCAACCUCUUCAAAAUAAUGAUCAAAGCUUAUGAGAGAGGUUCAUUAAUGGGUUGUUCCAUUGAGCCCGAUCCACGUGUACUAGAAGCCCAAACACCAGAGGGGCUUAUUAAAGGCCAUGCCUACAGUAUAACAAGGGUGAAAUUUGUAGACAUCCAUACGCCAAAUACAGCUGGUAAAAUACCUCUUCUAAGACUUAGGAAUCCUUGGGGUAACGAAAGCGAAUGGAAUGGUGCAUGGAGUGACAAAUCUCCAGAAUGGCGGUUUAUUCCAGAACACGAGAAGGAGGAUCUAGGUUUGACCUUCGAUGAUGAUGGCGAGUUCUGGAUGUCAUUUAAGGACUUCCAGGAACAUUUCACCCGUUUGGAAAUUUGCAACUUAAGUCCAGAUUCGUUGAGUGAAGAAGAGCUGAUGGAAGGACACAAGAAGAAAUGGGAAAUGUCCGUGUUUGAAGGUGAAUGGGUGAGAGGAGUUACUGCUGGUGGUUGCAGAAAUUUCUUAGAGACAUUUUGGCAUAAUCCGCAGUACCGCAUCACUCUUACUGAAGUGGACGAAGGGGAUGACGAAUCUAAGUGUACCGUAAUUAUCGCCUUAAUGCAGAAGAAUAUGAGAUCAAAACGAGUUAUGGGAGUGGAUUUGUUAACCGUUGGAUUUGCCGUAUACUAUUUGCCUUAUCCGGACAGAGUGCCUAAACCUCUAGACUUAAACUUUUUCAAAUACAACGCAUCGGUGGCGAGAUCGCCGUCCUUUAUAAACUUGAGAGAAGUCAGCUGUCGUUUUAAGCUUCCACCUGGUACCUACUGUAUAGUGCCUUCGACCUUUGAUCCCGACGAGGAGGGCGAGUUCUUGCUCAGGGUCUUUUCCGAGCACAAAAACAACAUGGAAGAGAACGAUGAACAAGUUGGGCUCGGAGAAGUGGACACUAGGGUAAAGAAUCAAGAACCUAGUCCAGAAGAGGAGCAAAUAGCAGACAGAGUGAAGGACUACUUUUUGAAACUUGCAGGAGAAGAUAUGGAAGUAGACUGGCUCGAAUUAAAAGACAUUUUAGAUUACGCAAUGAGUGAGGAAUUACCAACUAGUAAAGCCGAGUUUAAUGCUGUUGAGUCAGGCAUUCAAAGGCCAAAUCAAACUCAAAAUGAAGGGGGUAGUAACAUUUUAACAACCUUAUUAGGAUUAUUAUGCGCCCGCUUUUGUAAAGAUACCCCUUUGGCUGAAAUAAUUCCGAACCCUGAUACAACUACCACUGUGCACACCACGUCCUUUAAUCGUUACGAGACGGGAGGAAAUGGGUUCUCCAAAGACAUUUGUAGAAGUAUGGUAGCAAUGUUGGAUAAAGACAAAUCUGGUAAACUAGGUCUUGCGGAGUUCAAAAUUUUAUGGGCAGAACUAAAAGACUGGAAGAAUGUGUUCAAACUGUAUGACAAAGACAACUCUAAUGCACUUUCGGGUUUUGAGCUAAGACAGGCUUUAAAUUCUGCUGGCUAUCGAUUGAACAACCAUGUUUUGAAUAUAAUUAUGCACCGAUAUGGUAACAAGAGGUCUGAAUUGCACUUUGAUGACUUCAUUAUGUGUGCAGUGAGGCUUAAGACGAUGCUAGAUAAAUUCAAGGAGAAAGACUCGAGCGACUCAGGCUCUGCAACUUUUUCGUUGGAAGAAUGGGUAGAAACUACCAUAUAUUCGUAAUGAUAACUGCCACCUUUAAGUAUCUAACAAUCGUUUUGUCAUGCAACAAGUUUAAAAGUGCUCUUUCACGUCUACCUAUAUACAUCUAUUUUCUAUUUCAAUUAUUAACUAUUCAAAUGCCAAAGUUUAAUUGUGAAAAUGUUAUCGAAUAAUUAUUAUAUAUAUGAUACUUAUAGCUUUUUAUAUGCGCAUAUUGUCCUCAAAUUGAUGGAAUAAAAUGUUGUAAUCUCAUA